UUGCAGUUAUAGCCAUAAACUAAUAAUUAUGACAUCUAUUGCGAGGAGUAUCUUCUUGUUUGUUUUUAUUGUUGUAGUAGCUGUACAGACGGUUCAAGGUAUAAAAUGUUGGGUUUGUGAUGGGAAAAGGACUCUGAAAGCAUGCCAUGCACAAUACGGAAAGAUGCUUGAAUGUCCAAACGCUGACGAUGUAUGCCAAAAUGACUACAGGACUGCACAGGGUAAACCUCUCAUUACAAAAGGAUGUAAACAAGCCAAAGCAUGCGAAACGGAAGUCAAACAGAACAAGGAUAAGAAUCAAUGUGGAAGAAAAAGAUUAAUUAAAAACAUGGUCUGCAGAUGUUGUUGCUCAUUUUCUGGCUGUAAUUCUAAAGAAUCUGGAUGUUUGCCACCUCCAGCACCAUGCAAGAGAAUACCACAAUUAAAGAACGGCCAAACCAGGUGCCCAGUAGACAUCGAUUUCGGAUCACAAUGUUUCUUCAGAUGUCAUCAGGGCUACGAAAUGAAAGGCAAAAACAAGGCAAGGUGCUUAAGAUUGUCAAAGGGAAGUAAAAAAGGCCGUUGGAACCCUGAAAAGUUGCCAGUGUGUGAAAAGGUCAUUGUACGCUGUGAUCCGCCAAGAGUUGCCCCAACAAAUGGCUUCAUACAAUGCAAAAACGCAUUAGAAUUUGCCAAAGAAAGUGACCUCAACUAUGAAGGAUCUAAAUGCUCAUAUCAGUGCAAAGCGAAUUACUAUCUUAAAGGUAAAGCAAACUCUGUAUGUGCUAACAGCGGUAGGUGGAAUAACCCGGAACCUAGAUGUGAGAUGGGGCAGUGUGAAAACAUGGAAAACGAUCCAAACAGAAUAGAAACUUGUACAGACAACUACAAUUUCGGUAGCACGUGUACAUUUAGCUGUAAGGAAGGGUUCAAUUUGAUAGGAAGCAAACGUUCAGAAUGCCUUCAGUCGGGUCGCUCAGCUCAGGGACAAUGGUCCAGAACAUUUCCUCGAUGUGCUGAAGUAAUUUGUAAUCCAGUUCUUACAAAUCCCGCUUAUGGUAAGGUAUCCUGCACAAAAGAAAACUUCAAAGGAAGCGUGUGCACCUAUACGUGCAACGAAGGUUAUGAUUUGGAUAAAACAAACCGAACGUCUGUUAGUUCGGUUUGUGAAGAUGACGGAAACGGCGAUGCGUUUGGAAAGUGGAGUGCAGAUGCCCCUACAUGUUCGGAGAUAAAAUGCGAACCCGCAUUCGUUGAUCCGGUUGGUGGUCAAGUGGUUUGCACAAAUCGCAAUAGAUUCGGCAGUGUUUGUACUUUUUCUUGCAAUUCACAAAACGACUUGGAUGAUACAACUCAACCAACAAUGGAAUCAACGUGUCAGAAUGACGAAAAUGGAGACAAUAUCGGAAAAUGGUCACGUCCAGCGGCCGAAUGCAGUCCUAUCACGUGUCAACCAGAGUUCAAGGAGACCAGAACCCAGAAAUUAAGCUGCACUAACGGCAAUGCUAAAAAUAGCGUAUGUACUUUUAUGUGCGCGGAAGAUUACGACCUCGAUGGAGGCAUUGAAAGAACUCAAACAUCCACUUGUCAACCACCAGUAGACGGAACAUCGAUAGGAAAAUGGACGAAGAAUAAACAACCGGAAUGCACUUCAAUAAAAUGCCCCCCGCAACCUUUCCCUGAUAAUGGCUUUCGAAUUUGCUCUACCUUCGACUUCAUGCGCGGCACAUUUUGUGUAUUCAUGUGCGAAGAUGGAUACGACUUACUUGGCAAAUCGUACAUGUCUUGCCAAGAUUCUAAACAAGAUGGUGAUGCAAUUGGUGAAUGGACUGACCCGACGCCGACAUGUAGACUCGGGCAAUGUACUGUCACGAAAUAUGACAAAAGCACUGUUGUUGAAGAUUGUGCGCCUCCAAAAGGAUACAAGGUUUCAGAAUACAGAGUGGGCACAGUGUGCACAUACCGAUGCAUAAGUGAUGCAUACUACAUGGUUCCCAACGUAGGCGAUGAACCAGUAAUGAGUGGGGAAACGAUAAGUAAGUGUAAUAUCGAGAAAAAAUGGACAAAAAAAGAACCUAGGUGUCUUAAAAAAACAUGUCAACCAAAAUUGUUACCACCUGACAAUGGAUACCCUCCACUUUGCACAAAUGGAAACGACUUUGGUUCGAAAUGUACAUUCUCUUGUCAAGAAAAGCAUGCAUUGACUCAAGAACGACCUCUGGUGUGCGAAGCUGACGAAGACAAUGAUCAAUACGGUAGGUGGAGCGAGAUUAUUCCGGAGUGUAAACGCAGCCAUUGUGAUGAGUUUGGAACAGUUUUACACGGCAAGAUCAACUGUACCGAUGGAACGAAAAUCGGCUCUGUGUGCAAUCUUAAAUGUAUUGAUCGUUAUACAGCCAAACGAUACGAAGAAACUGAAUGUCUCGAUACAAUAAACUGGAGCAGACGACAGUAUUACUGCUGCGUACGAUGUUUGUUUAACAGGCGCUUGAAAAUCACAGCGGUAUUUGAUACCACCGCGUUUUCAAACACGUGA
Messenger RNA from Styela clava, 2515 nucleotides. The record is from RefSeq and is a predicted model, not a curated record. Lineage: Eukaryota; Metazoa; Chordata; Ascidiacea; Stolidobranchia; Styelidae.